GUGGUUGUAAACGUAGCAUAUAAGUAUCGACAUUUUGAAACGUUAACAUAUAAAGCGUUUGUAAUAUGGAUUCUAUUGGACUAAAAUUAGUUCUUCUUACCGGACUUGUAACAACAAUAAGUUCAGCUACCCUUCAGCAGAUUUAUAUCAAAGACAGCAAGGUACCUUUGAAAGGAGGUGAUAUACAGAUUAUAUGUGAGGUAUCUCAGUUUACCAAUGAGGUUGUUAGGGUCUAUAAGACAGAUUACUUGCCUCAAGACAUUACCACUGCUACAUCAUUAACAAGUUGUAUUCCAUCACAGUGUAUAGGGGGAACUACACCAAGACAUACAUUCAGUCCUAGCAGCAGUGGUAUUACUAUUACAGUGACCAAUCUUAAUAGAGCAGAAGACCAGAAAUAUUGGACAUGUGCCAUUGAUACCCAGAAAAAGUGCAUGCAACUUACUGUAUAUACAAUAACUCCCUCAAUACAGUACAAUAAUCCACCAAGCCAGAAUCAAGACUUAGUUCAAACUUCAGUGACAUUUAGCUGUAGUACAGGAUGUGCAUAUCCGGCACCAAACUUUGUAUGGUAUUAUAAUAAGACUGGUGGAUCACGUCAAACAUGGUCAACAACAGCACCUGUGACAGAUAGAACUGAUGGUUGUACUGACUCUGAGAAAAUAUAUACAUCAACAUUAACUCUACCAAGAUACAUGCAGUUUAUUGACAAAACAGAUACCACUGUGAGGUUUCAGUGUGGUGCUAUAUCAGAAAAUGGUGCAAAAUAUCAACAAUUUACGCAAACAUCUGUAGAUGUUCGAUUUGCAGCGAAUAUUGCGCGUAACAGUGAUAAAAUAUGUUUAUCCUGCAAUGACAUUAUAGAUCUGAAAUUAUGCGACUCUGUUGACCGCUGUCAUGGCAACCAGAUAUGUUUUGUAGAGAAAUAUACCUUGGAUAAUGGUCAUACACAUUACAGUUCUGGAUGUAAAGAUAAACAGACAUGUAUGCAACAUUCCUUUAAUGGGACAUCUAGUUGUCUGCAAUGCUGUGAGAAAAGUUUUUGUAAUUCACAAGGUUGUGGUGGCACAGCGUUCCCACCUCGACAGAAAAGAGGUCCACUUUGUUUAGAUUGUGCGCAUAUUAGCGAACCAAUAGACUGCGACCAAAUAGCAUUGUGUUCUUCGGGCGAGUCCUGUAAGGUUGAAAAGGUGAAAUGGGGAGAUUCAUUCCAGUAUCACUUAGGAUGUGAAAGCAAGAUACACUGUUCAUCUAAAAGUAGAGAACUAGCCCAUGAGACAAGAGCUGUACCAGUUUGUCGAGCUUGUUGCGACGGUGACUUUUGCAACCGAAAUUGCACAAACAAUCUACCAGUCAACCAACAAACAAUAAUUGGAUAGGCAACGAAACAAAGUUUAUAUGCAAAUUACAAAAAAAAAUGAGUAUGGCUAAAACAAACAGUAACAUUGACAUUAAUAUAGUAGAAAGAAAUGUGUGAUAAUAUUUUAUUAAACAGCUAUAAUUUCAAGCCAGGGUUGUUUGCUUAUUUUGUGAGAGGGUGAAUGAUUUUCUCAAUCAAUCAUUGAUGAUUAUUUCUUAACAUGUCUCAUAACAAAACACAGAUUUAGAUUUUCUAUAGUAAUCUAGUUUUGAUGUAUUAUUCAAAGAGGGUUCUAAUUUUUGAAUGAACGGGUCUCUUCAAG
This is a messenger RNA of Ruditapes philippinarum (Manila clam), 1682 nucleotides long. RefSeq lists its product as uncharacterized. Lineage: Eukaryota; Metazoa; Mollusca; Bivalvia; Venerida; Veneridae. The coding region runs from base 66 to 1379 and encodes 437 amino acids. The transcript is spliced from 10 exons. The record is from RefSeq and is a predicted model, not a curated record.